CAUCGAAGCCGUCUAUUUGCAAAUACGGAAUCAUCGCCCUCUGGAUAUUUGAGAGCCUCACCACGGCCGCGAACCAUCUGCUUCAAAGGCAUGGAUACGAAAGAUUCUGUCGGCGAGCGCCAGGAUCGCACGGACGACGGCGACGAGCCUCGUCAAGGGCCUCAGCAUUGCAAGGAUCGCUCUGACAAGCCCUCGCUGCGGGCCCAGACACCGUAUAUAUCAAACUCUGUGUCGGCGCUUGCCGAAGGAUCUGUCGCCCACCACCACCACCACCACAAGCACAUAUCAUCGUUCUCUGUCGACGCGAUCGACUGUGUGUCCUUUGGCGGCCAGCGACAGUCGCCCACGAACCCUGCCCUGAGCAGCGACGACCAAGCUGGCUCAACGCCCCUGCUUGCGGGUGCCCAGAAGAAGCGGCGUCCCAAAAAGCAAAUCAGCCCUUCAUUGACCAUCAGCACGAUCUUUUGCAAGUACGACAUUGUGCGGAACUGUGCGCUCAAGUUUGGGUUCCGAAUCGUCGAUGACACACCCGAGGCGGACCGCUGGAGCGUCUGCUGGAUCGACACCGGCGUCUCGGUCGAGCGGGUUCUGAGCAUGGAGCCAUACCAAAAGAUCAAUCACUUUCCCGGCAUGCACGAGAUCUGUCGAAAGGACCACCUGGCCCGCAAUCUCAAUCGCAUGUCGAGGAUCUUUCCGAAAAAGUACAACUUUUUCCCAAAGACAUUCAUCCUGCCGCUCGAGUGGGCCGAUUUCAAGCUGGCUCACAAGGCCCGUCGCCGAAAGGGUGUCUGGAUCGCCAAGCCCGACCACGGCUGCCAGGGCAAGGGGAUCUUCCUGUUCAACAGCCCCAAGGAGAUCUCCAGCGUCAUGGGCAGCCAGCACGUUGUUCAAGGACACAACAACAUCAUCGUGCAGGCCUAUCUCAACCGACCCUAUCUUAUGGACGGCUUCAAGUUUGACUUGCGGGUCUAUGCCCUCGUCACCUCGGCCGAUCCGCUGCGGGUGUUCAUGUUCAAGGAUGGCCUGGCCAGGUUUGCGACCGAAAAGUACGUCCCGCCACGACAGGACAACCUGGCCGAUGUCUGCAUGCAUCUCACCAACUACGCCAUCAACAAACACUCGGACAAGUUCCAGAGGACCGAGGACCGGGACAAGGGCAGCAAACGCAGCGCCCGGGCUGUUCUGGAGCGGAUCGCCCAGAGCCGAGGCGUCCCCGUCGAUCUGCUCUGGAAACGCAUCGGCGACGUUGUCAUCAAGACCAUCCUGACGGUCCAGCCGCAGCUGAGCCGAUCUCUCCGUGCCUGCUUUCCGAAAAAGACCAGGGACAGUUUCCAGGCGAGCGCCUCGGAUAUGGGAAGCCAGUGCUUUGAGAUCCUUGGGUUCGAUAUCCUGCUGGAUCGGCAGCUCAAGGCCUGGCUGCUUGAGGUGAACCACUCGCCCAGCUUCACCUGCGACAGCCCCCUGGAUGCCGAGAUCAAGGAGGGCGUCAUCCUUGGGGCCUUCAAGCUACUGAAUCUUAAUGCAGAGGUCGAGCGCAAGUUCCACCGGGAGCAGAAGGAGCGGCAAAAGGAGCGGCUGCUGGGGGCCACCGUAUCGGCUGUCCCGGGAGAGAAGACUCGGUCUGCCGGUCUGCAAGGGUCAGCGACAGCGGUAUCAGCGGGUUUGACCGAAAGCCAGGCGGCCAUGUCGCUGGAGGAGCUGGCAAGGACCAAGCCAUCGGUGGCAGAAGAGGACACAGAGACUGGUCUCGUCGAUACCCCAGAAGGCACACAAACGAGGGUAUCCUCCCCCGGAUCCCGCUCCUCUUCUCCCAGCAGCGCAUCCGGAUCGAUACGCUCCCAUUCCGACAGCAGCACUCUUUCGGAUGCCGCCAAGGAGCUCCUCGAGUCGUAUUACCGGAUGUACCCGUCGCAUUUGCUGGAUCGGCUAAGCGACUACGAAGACCAGAACCUGGGCGACUACUGGCGCAUCUUUCCACCGACCGAUGUGACCAAACUGACCCAGUAUCUCCAGUGCGUUGCCGAGGCCGCCAACCUGUUUGCCGAGACCAACUCGACAAAGGUGCGCCGAGAGUAUCUCCUCAAGAAGCGCGAGAAGGAGGAGGAAAUCAAUCGCAAGCACCAGGAGUGGAAGGCCCGGCAGAUGCAGCAGAGUCUCAACGUGAGCGCCCAAGAGCAGCGUAGGUCAAACCUGUAUCGAUCAAAGUCGCUGAGCAACAUCACGAAUCGCAAACUCACCGGCAUGGACGGCGCAACCCGGGUCAUGUCGCUGCCAAAGCCGUACCGCGAGCUCGGCCACUUCACAUCCAAACUGGCUCGGGAUGACGACGCCCGAGAGACAUACAGCGACGCGAGGAGCGAGACCUUCUUGAAGGUCUUUCGGUCCUUACAUCUCAACGAUGCCAUGGUAGCCGAAGACGACGACCCAGGUCCUUCGUCGUAUUACCCACCAGGGCUCAGGCGGCAGCCGUCGGCAAGGAGCGCAAGUACCAUAAAGCUUAACAUCGAGUCCAUCAACGACCGCUUCGGGCUGUCGAUCACCAAGCCCGCCGAGUACUUUGUCUCUCGAAAUCCGAGCAAGAUCCGUGGGCCCAAUCCACCCCCGCCGGACCCUCCCGGGCUACUCAGAUCCGAGCCAAACCUGCUGGAUCCUCGAAGCCGGCUCGUCUCAGAAAGAGAGAUUUUUGAAUUUCGGACGCGAAACGCCAGGUUUGCAAAGUACCGGUCGAACGGCGUCCUGCUGGGGAAGAAGAUCGUCGCUCCAACAUCCCCGCACCAGCUCACCAAACUACUCUGCGAGAAGCGGACGCGCCCGCCCACAUUCGUCGACAUCUGUGCGAGCAUCGCCAUUGAUACUCCUCUCCAUCCCCGCCCAAGCUCUCACUCUGCAAAGGCAUCGGCGAGCCGAAAGAGGCCCACGAGCAGCGGCUCCGAGGGAGCUGGUUCAGCGGCGUCACCGCCAGCCGGGAUGCCGUCGCGGUAACCUUGAGAGAGCCUCGGUGCGGCCGCCAGAGGCACGAAGCAGUGAACCGGAGGUGCAGCUGCCCGAUGGCACGAUCGAAGAAGAGCUUCACUGCGCCCAUGAGCCAAUGCAACCAGCUCCGUGAAUAUAUUAUCUGGCUAUCUUUAUU
Polychytrium aggregatum is the source of this 3130-nucleotide messenger RNA. RefSeq names its product tubulin-tyrosine ligase family-domain-containing protein. Gene Ontology annotation, cellular component: cilium. The transcript has 4 exons. Gene Ontology annotation, molecular function: tubulin-glutamic acid ligase activity; tubulin binding. Bases 91 to 2982 code for a protein of 963 amino acids. Lineage: Eukaryota; Fungi; Chytridiomycota; Chytridiomycetes; Polychytriales. Gene Ontology annotation, biological process: protein polyglutamylation; microtubule cytoskeleton organization. The record is from RefSeq and is a predicted model, not a curated record.